Molecule: messenger RNA, 3264 nt
Organism: Malaya genurostris
Lineage: Eukaryota; Metazoa; Arthropoda; Insecta; Diptera; Culicidae
Product: microfibril-associated glycoprotein 4-like
Exons: 3
Coding region: 489-1415 (308 amino acids)
Source: RefSeq, a predicted model, not a curated record
AAUAAUUUCUCAAAGGCAACUACUGAAUUAAGUUCAUGUUUUUAUCGAUUUAAACCAUUGUGCGCUGGUUCAAAAAAUUACACCUAAUUUGAGUCUACACCAUUUAAACAAGAAAAACGUUCCAUCGGAGCCAUUAUGGUUCUGCUUCCAGAAGCAACUGCUCACAGUUAAUUUAUUCACGACCAAGUUUUACCUCAAUCAGAACCCGCAUAUGUAACAUAAAUACAGUGUGAAAUAUUGUUUCGAUUCGUUGUAGCUCAGUUUGACUGAAUAAUUUUCCAACCAAAUUUAAGAUUAAUUUGAAGUUCCGUGCUUUGCAAUAAACUGCAGCGCAGAUUAAAAGAAACUGAUCAUCUGCAAACUGGCGCCUUUUUGAUAUUUCCUAUGCCAUUUUCGAAGAGCUUCACUUUCGCUUGUGAAUCCCCGUUUUGUAUGUUGACUACCACCAAUCUGAAACCAAUCUUUCGAUUAAUCAGUCUGUGUGAAACAUGACGAACGGAAGAUUUUUAGUGGUUCUGGUUCUUGCAUCGUGUAAUUUUUUGGUAAAAUCAUCGGAAAACCAGGAACCUAGCUUGGGUCUUGGAAUGGAAUUGGUUCUCACCAAAUUGGAACAGCUGGAACUGAGAUUGAUAGAAUUGGAACAACAAAAUCAAUUGAUUGUGGACCUACUGAACGGAACUUGUGUGAAGACCUUGUGUGAUUCCGAAAAACCUAUUCAAUCUGCAACGGAAUCAACCAUAGCAGAACCGAAGAUUGCCGAGGCACCACCGGAGUACGAUGAAAAAGAAGUUUACUCAUCGUGCUACGAGGUGCCGAUCGUGAAACCCGGAAAGUAUCUUCUGAAACCAACCGAAACGUCAAAACCGUUUUAUGCCUUUUGCGAUGUAAAUCCGUACGGCGAAGGCUGGAUGGUGGUUCAGUACCGGUUCAAUGGUUCGGAGUCAUUCUAUCGAAACUGGACCGAUUACAAGCAUGGGUUCGGUAGUCUGGACGGCGAGUUUUGGUACGGACUGGAAAGGAUUCGUCUUUUCACAGCCACUCGCAGGCAUGAGUUGAUGUUCGAGUUGGUUGACUCUACGGGGAUGGUUAGAGUGGCCAGGUACUAUCCGUUUACCCUAGGCAGUGAAGAACAGGGAUACAGUAUAUCCGCUAUGGGUCCCUACAUCGGAAAUGGGGGAGAUUCUUUCGGCUAUCAUUCGGGUAUGAAAUUUACCACGUACGAUCGGGACAAUGACGAAUCAACAUCGACGAACUGUGCCAAGAAACACUACGGCGCCUGGUGGUACAAGAGUUGUCAUAGAAGUAAUCUGAACGGUAGAUACAUGAAAGGCAGUAGUGAUCAGUCCAUGUCUUGGAACACAUUCCGUAAUGCUGAAAGCUUGAAGCGAUCUAAGAUAAUGAUACGAGAAGGCUGAACCUUAGUCAUACUAAGCAUCUGGAUGAAACGUACGAAUCACUGCUAGCAUCUGCUUUUUCAAAUUUAAAAAUGAUUUUCGAUGUAGUAAACUAAUUUAGGUGAUUUUGUUCUUAGUAAUUUUCGAAUCAGAAGUCACCAGAACGGUCGUUCCGAGUUUCAUGGUGGUGGCUUCUGGUUCAUUUUGUUUAUUCUACAGCAGGAAAAAACCCACAGGAGCUCAAACUCUCUUGGUAUCCUUCUCCAACAGGCAUAAAACCUCCUCAUCCUUUGUAUCAAUAGAUCAUUCACAAUCCCAAUAAUAUAUCGGGGUCAUUCCACCAAUUGUCAACACACUUUUGUACCCGUGCAUCUUCGAAUCCGAUGAAUCUUCAGAGUAUGAUAUUCUGAACCAAAGAAGAUGUUUGGUGUACUUUUUGUUGGGUGGAGUCACUGCACUGAUUUUCGGCGCGUGAUUAAAAUUUUAUUAUAAAACCAACACAUUUAAUUCGAUUUUUUUUCGACCAUAACGCAAAACUCUUGCAACAUACAAAACUGUCUCAGCUUUUUUAGAAAAGUGUUUUGAAAAUUGAAAAACAAUGAUAAUCCACUUUUUCUAUUUUUCCAAAAAUUUUCUUUUAUUUGCAACAUUUUUAUUCGAUUCCUUGUUCUCUUUUACAUAAAAGUCAAUCUUGAAAAAUAUGGUACUUUUUUGUGGAAAGAGCAGUUGGAGUGCUAAAGAAUCGCAGUAGCCACAUCAGCAGCGUUUAAAAUUGGAGCUCGGUGAGAAUUGUUCUUUCACAGUUUUCCAAAUGCCUGCUGUGGUAAUUUAUUUUCUCUUCUUUACGUAAUUCUCUAGUUUCCUGCGACUUUAACGGCGUCGAAAAUGUAUUACGUUAUUACGCGAUUUUAUUGUAAAAAUAUGUUUUCGAAAAAUAAAAUUUGAGCCUGGGAGACUUUCAUAAUAAUAAAUGUUAUGUUAUGCAGAUCUUAUUUUAAAGAAAAAAAAACCUGUUUUAAUCCACCUAGUGGUGUAAUGAUGCCUUUCUCAUAUCAAUCAUACUAUCAUAUAUAAUACUGAAAAAAAAAUUUUUCUUCUAUUCUCAAAAGAAUAAUCGAAAUCGGUUUGUUUGACCGCCUACUAAUAAAAACUAUCAAAUUUGAGGUCGAUUUAGAAUUUUUUUUAGGUUUUUCCCCAUUUUCAGUGAUGGUAUACAAUUUUUAACCCACUUCACUCUAUAUUUCCGGAUCCGGAAGCCGGAUCCGCAUGAAAUUCAGGAAUUACGCAUGGGACCACAGGAUCUUUCAUUUGUGAAAAUCGGUCGCGCCAUCUAUGAGAAAAGUUAGAAAACAGAUUUUUUUUAUGCACAUUUUACCCCAUAACUCCCGAACCGGAAGUCGGAUCCAAAUAAUAUUCAGGAAUUUUGUAUGGAACCACAAGACCUUUCAUUUGAAUCUAAAUUUGUGAAAAUCGGUUCAGUCAUCUCCGAGAAAAGUUAGUGCAAAAAAACGUUACAUACACACACAGACCUUUUGCGUACUCGACGAACUGAGUUGAAUGGUAUAUGACACUCGGCCCUCCGGGCCUCGGUUCGAAAGUCGGUUUUCACAGUGAUUGCAUAACCUUUCUAUAUGAGAAAGGCAAAAAGUUUGAAUACUUUGACUUUGUGACAUAAACACUGAAGAAAACUUUUGUGAACUACUUGAAUCAAUCUGAAUCAAUUGGUGUCAAAAUUAGUAUCUGAAAUUAUAUAAUAAAAGUAUGAAAUAUAUUUUCCUGAGACUGUUAUGAAAGAAGAGAAAGGCAUUAUCACACCACUAGGUGGAUUAAGAAGGGUUUUAUCAUAUUUCAUAAAACGAUCUUUUCUUAG